This is a messenger RNA of Porites lobata, 2155 nucleotides long. NCBI's taxonomy places the organism in Eukaryota, Metazoa, Cnidaria, Anthozoa, Scleractinia, Poritidae. The record is from the annotation of a GenBank genome assembly.
AUGAAAGUUGAAAUUAAUUGGCAGGAUGCAGACUCUUCAUCUGCUAAAGGGUUUAGGUAUUCAUUUUCCAAUGAACAGGAGUCAAGGGUGAUGUUAUGUGGGGGUCAUGUGGGUCGGGCACAUGGAAAGAAGUUGGAAGAAAUUAAAGGAAUGUCAACCUUCACCCCCGCAUUUAUAGCCUUGCAUAAAUCUAAAUUUCCUGGUAUUGAAUCAGUGAAAUGCUCUUGUGCGGGCAAAAAACAUACCUCUGCUGCUACAAGGAACAAACCUGUUUGUGGUUGUAUUGGACCUGGAUUCAUUCAGAAAGCCAAGCGUAAUCACUACUGCGCACUAGUUCAGGCUGGUUGUAGCCCUGAGAAGUACAGAGACACAAUGUUGGUACUUGGCAAAUACCACAGCAGGGAUAUUCAUGAAUGGGAAGGGUGCUCUUGCUCCUUGCAUCCAUUAGUAAAGUGUUUGUGCAAGGAAUGUGUUGAGGAUGAAAAUGGGUUUUACCCUGAUAUGAAAUGCCAAGGACAGCCAUAUUGCUCUGCUCACCCCCUGAAAUGUCAAUUUCAUGGGUUAGCCUAUGACAUAGAGUGUGCUGAGAGGGCAAAAAAUGCAAAAAGUGUCAUUGACCCAGAAUUAGGUAAAGGGCACUCCAACCUUCCUGAGGCAACAAAUAGAAAUUUAUUUAUCACAAAAGAGUUAUAUAGAGAGAGAGUUUUAUUUAUCAGAGAAAGAAUUAUAUCUAUUGAUGGCCAGUGGCGAUCAGAAAGACUGGUCAAGAAGUCGUCACGAACUUCGUGGCUCGGGAAGCGCUUCAAGAAUUCGCCUGAACACUGGACUGCUUGAAGAAGCUGGGUGGAAAAUCUUGUCUCGCGAAUCUGGAAAUCAAGAACACUUAACGUACGUGGAUCCAGAGGGUAAGAAAUUCAAGAGUUUGAAAGACAUAGAAUGGCAACUAGAGGCUGAUGGAAUACUCAAUCAAUUUGUGAGGGAGAAUAGCUCUGAACUCGCCAGCAAAGUGUCCUCCACAAGCAAAGAUUGCGCGGAAGAUUCUGAUGAAGAUUACAAACCACCACUGAAAAAACAACUACUGAAGGUCAUGUCAAAUCUGGGUGAGUAUUUUCUCUGGUCGCUUGUAGUAAUGUUCCGUUUUCCUUUACAUAAAAUUCAAACAUUUGAAGUGAUAUUUUAACAUUUCAUGAUUUACAUUUUAUUUUGUCAAAUUGUCAACUCUUUCUUCACAUGGAAAGAAACCUUAAAAUUUCCUGGUAUUGAAUCAGUGAAAUGCUUUUGUGCGGGCAAAAAACAUACCUUUGUUGCUACAAGGAACAAACCUGUUUGUGGUUGUAUUGGACCUGGAUUCAUUCAGAAAGCCAAGCGUAAUCACUACUGUGCACUAGUUCAGGCUGGUUGUAGCCCUGAGAAGUACAGAGACACAAUGUUGGUACUUGGCAAAUACCACAGCAGGGAUAUUCAUGAAUGGGAAGGGGGUUCUUGCUCCUUCCACCCAUUAGUAAAGUGUUCGUGCAAGGAAUGUGUUGAGGAUGAAAAUGGGUUUUACCCUGAUAUGAAAUGCCAAGGACAGCCAUAUUGCUCUGCUCACCCCCUGAAAUGUCAAUUUCAUGGGUUAGCCUAUGACAUAGAGUGUGCUGAGAGGGCAAAAAAUCCAAAAAGUGUCAUUGACCGAGAAUUAGGUAAAGGGCACUCCAACCUUCCAGAGGCAACAUUUAGUGUGCUAACUAAAUUUAGGGCCAAGGAUACUAAUUUGCAUCAAAAACAUUAUCAAGCCUCCACAAAUCUGGGCCUCUUUCAAAGUAAUAUGUCCUGGCUGUUCAAAGAGAAGGGGGCUCAGUACCACUGGAUUGUGGAUUUGUAUCCACGGAUGGGACUCCCAAUUCUUAGCGAAAUACAAGAAAUGGUAAGUUAUUACAAAAAAUAUAGAUUUUAAUUGUAGAAGUUAAAAGUUUAGAGGUGGUGGGCAGUUUAAAACAUUUCAGGUUUCAUUGGCUUUUGUUUCUUUAGUAUGUUCAGCAUCACGUUUUGUGUAUUUCUCCUGACUGACUAAAUUUUAUGGAAUAAUAUUUUUUGCCCCAUUUUACAAUACUUGGUUUUUUUGCUUUUCUAGUGUCAACAUGACAAUGAAGAAAGAAUGAAAAGGCUGGAAUGA